UGUUUUGUUCGAGUGUCUUUCACGCCACUUGAUACUGCUUGGCAUCUAUUUAUGGGAAACUGUGGUGCAUGAUGCCGGCUCUUUUGUCUGGCACACCCGAAGGAGUAGUCCUGCGACUGUAAGUUGGUUUGUGAUGGGAAUAAUAGAGGGUGCACACAAUCUGGAGAUGGUAUACAGUACCUGCCACUGAACGAUUAGUGGGGUCAGAAUUCAACUUGCAAGUUUGUAGGACACAACUGGUUUGUAAGUGCUCACGGGAGCUUGGGCUUUAGAUAAUAACCGGGGUUUCGGAGAGCCUAGCGGAGGUUUAAGCGCGGAGACUCGCGGGAUAUGCAGUUCUUCGUUAAGAGCAGUGUGCAAGGGUGAACGCCAACUUGGGAUGUCACUCGCAAUUGAACUACCAGGAGCUCCGGAAGUAGAUUCCAGGCUUUCAAGCGUUUUCGGACGCUGAUGUCGCCCGAAGCACAAAUUAAAACCUCGGAGGUUUUCAGGAAUCAGAAUUAGGUGGUGAACAUGAUGAAGACAAUCCUUCUCCUGCUGGCAGUUUGCUUCUUGCUUACGGCGUCAUAUUUGACGGCUGAGAGCUUUAGGGACGAGGACUGGGACGAUGAGUCGGAAGAGUCCACAGAUUUUACCAAGGUUCGCCAAGAAGAAUCUGAGAGAUUCAAGAGACUCGUCUCAAUACCCAAUGAAUUCGACCCAUCGCUCUUUGAAGGCUUGAUCCAUGACGAUUUUGAAGAAGACGCCCUGCACGAGCACCCUGGGGGGCGACAGUUACUUCAAGCUGCCAACAUUCUCGCUAGCGAACAGGAUGCGCUCUUGCAGUUUAAGAGAGGAGUACUCGAUCCUAAUGGUAUUCUGGCAGGAUGGAAUGGAACUUCGAAUCAAGACCACUGCGAAUGGGUAGGCAUUCUUUGCAGCAACAUCACGAGUAAUAACACCAUUCGUCGAGUAGUGCAAUUAAAUAUCACAGGUGUCGAAGGUGCUAAGCUGGGAGGUUUGAUUUCCCCGAACAUCUCACUGCUGUCUUCGCUGACAGUCCUAAUCCUGCAAAGUAACCUAUUAACGGGACCUAUUCCCCCAGAGUUGGGGAAUUUGAAAAAUUUGAAGACCCUGAAUUUACAUGGCAACAAUCUGACGUCAUACAUCCCGGUUCAGCUUUCGAACCUUACGCUCCUCCAGACUCUGGAUAUUGGCUCCAAUAAUAUGACGGGUGGAUUGCCAAAAGAGUUAGCACAAUGUAAGAAUAUGCUCCAAUUGGAUGUGUCUUCAAAUCAUUUCGACGGAGAAAUUCACAGCGACUUCGGUACUUUUCCAAAGUUGAAAAUGUUUUUGGCCAUGAACAACGAGUUAACCGGAAGUAUCCCUGAGAGUUUUGGAAAUUGUACCACUCUGGAGAGCUUUGCGGUGAAUGACAAUCAUUUGGUAGGAGAGAUUCCGAGAGGCUUUGCAAAUGCUCCCAAUUUGCAAGGAUUUCUGGUGGGGUUUAACAACAUCACCGGAACGCUUCCUGAGGGGUUUGGGAAGUUGCAGAAGUUGAGUAUUGUCUACUUCCAGUAUAACAAGAUGAACGGAACCAUGGAUUUUCUGCAGAAUUGCAGCGGAAUGUGGCAAAUUCAUGGCGAGAAUAACAACCUCACUGGGCGACUUCCUACUUUCUUUGGGGAUACAUGCGAGAACCUGACGCAUGUCUUUGUAUCGAGAAACAACUUCUCCGGACCACUUCCGGGUACCCUAUCGAAGUGCCCCAAGUUGGAGAAUAUCGGCGUUAGCAACAACAAUCUCUCCGGCACCAUCCCGCCAGAAUUUAGCAUUUGUCCUAGAAUGCAAAACUUUCAGGUGGACAACAACCAUUUCACGGGUGAAAUACCUGGAGUGUUCAGCAAUUGGUCCAACAUAGAGUAUGCGUACUUCCAUGGCAAUGAUCUUAAUGGGACGAUUCCUGCUUCGCUGUCGAACUGCUCAAAGCUGGUACAAUUGCAUUUAAAUUCUAAUCCCAAGCUCACCGGGAUUAUACCUCCAGAGUUCGGAAGGUUGAAGAAAUUGGAGAAUUUGGUGGUAUUCGACACGAAGGUUUACGGGGAGAUACCUACAACGCUUGGGAACUGCUCCAAUCUCAAAAAUCUUGUCCUCAAUAACAACACUCUUAACGGGACAAUCCCGGCACAGCUUGGAAACUUGAGGAACUUGACACUAUUGGUUUUGUCGCAGAAUAAGCUUCAAGGGUCAAUUCCGAGCAGUCUCGGCAACUGUAAGAAUCUUCAGAGACUUGAUCUCUCUAACAAUCGGUUAACUGGAGGAUUGCCAAGUAAUCUCUCGGAUUGCUUUUCUUUGCAAACAGCUAAACUUGAUAAUAAUCAGCUCGAAGGAGACUUUGCAUGGGAUAUGAGCAACAUGACCAAUCUGAAGUCGGUGUCCGUGCGCAACAACUCGAUUACAGGAGAUGUGUUCGCAUCACUUGCCACCCUUAACUCAACGAAAGGCAGCAACCAACUCACGACAUUGGAUUUCACUCGGAACAACCUAAUUGGGAAAUUUCCGGCCACAUUUGAUGUGUCCAAAUUGUCGUCUCUGCAGGUGAUGCUGUUAGGAAACAACCAGCUACAGGGUUCAAUCCCGUCAUGGCUUUGGGAUCUCCCUAAGCUGCAAGUGCUGGAACUCAAUUAUAAUAAUCUCACGGAUGACUUACGAGGCAACUUCAGCAACCCUCGUGGAUUUAUUGACGCACCGACUACAACCGAUACUCCUACAGACAACUCUCAGACUUACAUUCAGAGUGUUACGAUUACUGUCCAGGAUAGACAGGUAACGUACAGUACUUCUCUCAAAUAUGUCACUUCCAUACAAUUAUCGCACAACAGACUGGGGGGCGUCAUACCUGUGGAUAUUACCAAGCUUGUGAAGUUGACGUAUCUCGAUCUCUCCUCAAACUUCUUCACAGGUAGCAUUCCUGACAAUAUUGGUGCAAUUCCUUUGACGUCCCUGAAUCUCUCUAGCAAUCUUCUGACUGGUAGUAUCCCGGAAUCCUUGGGCAAAAAUGCCAAGCUACAAUCUCUGUAUCUUGCCAACAACGACCUAUCUGGUCCUAUUCCCCAAGCAUCCCCGUUACAGUCCCAAAAUACCUCUGCCUAUCGUCCUGGCAAUCCCGGGCUCUGUGGCCUUCCUCUUGAUCCCUGCAGCUCGACAUCACCAUCAUCAGGAAAUUCCUUCAAUGAUCUUUUCACCACCCCUGGGUUUAUAGUGGGUUUCUUUGUUGGGUUCUUCUCGAUCGGGUUAAUACUCUUCUUUUCUAAGCCUGCUCGAAGCUUUAUGAAACUGGAGAACGGAAGCUCAAAUAAGGGACACACCGGUCGGUGGCAUCCCCCAAAGUCCGGCUUGUUGCGAAAAGGGUCCCUGUAAUAUACCUUUUGAUCACCUCUGAUAAACGAUCACAUGCUCAGUGUUGAUAUUUCUUACACGAAAAACACAACCUCCCUUGUAAUUUUAUAGAGUUCCAUAAACGGUCAUAACAUGUACAUUUUAAGCAGCAUCCAUUUCGGACUAUAAUAAAGAGUGUGGAUGUGUGUUCGUUUUUA
This is a messenger RNA of Physcomitrium patens, 3575 nucleotides long. RefSeq lists its product as uncharacterized. Lineage: Eukaryota; Viridiplantae; Streptophyta; Bryopsida; Funariales; Funariaceae. The record is from RefSeq and is a predicted model, not a curated record. Gene Ontology annotation, molecular function: protein binding.